GUCACAUGACGCGGUCACGUGUCACAUGCUCGCCUGCUUUCAUGUUCCUGCCAAAACACAAGGCUCAGUCAUUACUUGAGGUCCAGGCUGCUCAGCACUGAAGAUCAAUUCUGUGCAGUGAUUGAGUGGAAGUCGGACAGCACAAGGAUGUUGAUGCUUGGGUGAAGAAACAACAGAUACAAGCACACUCCAGACUGUGCUUCCCCUUGAUCUACUUUAUGCUGACUGAUCUUGUUUCGCCUGUGUCAUGUGUUACUAUACUACUAUGCAAACAGUUGCACCUCUGGGACAAUUAAAUUGUUAGAGUUGGGGACAAUCUUUCUGGCAUAAGGCUUUUCAGGCUAAGCUGCAGCCUGUUGACUCAUGGCGAUAAAUGCUGAUGUUGAAGAUUGGGGUGGCGUUGGGAGCAGUGACCCUGGAGAAAGGGCAUGGCUCCUGCAGAGUCCCAGCGUGGACUCAAUCCGGCACCUGGAGACCGACAGGCGGAAUGGGGGUGUGUCGUCUAUGGGAGCAGUCUUCAUCGUGGUGAAUGCAGCACUGGGUGCAGGUCUUCUCAACUUCCCAGCAGCCUUCAAUAUGGCAGGAGGAGUAACUGCAGGAGUUACGCUUCAAAUGUUAAUGCUGAUCUUUAUAAUCAGUGGACUGGUGGUUCUGGGCUACUGCUCCCAGGUCAGUAAUGAAAACACGUAUCAGGAGGUUGUUCGUGCCACUUGUGGGAAAGUCACAGGAGUCUUAUGUGAAGUAGCCAUUGCCGUGUACACCUUUGGGACAUGCAUAGCUUUCUUCAUCGUCAUUGGAGACCAGCUGGAUCGCCUAAUUGCAGCAGUGGCUCAUGACCCAGAUGCUUCAGCCACGGCUCAUUGGUACACUGAUCGCAAAUUCACCAUCGCUGUCACUGCGCUCCUGGUUAUUCUUCCCCUUUCCAUUCCCAAGGAGAUUGGCUUUCAGAAAUAUGCCAGUGCUCUGAGUGUGAUGGGAACCUGGUACGUUACCAUUGUUAUCAUAGUGAAGUACAUCUGGCCCGAUGAGGAGGUGACUCCAGCCUAUGUUCCCACCAGUUCUGCUUCAUGGACUGCAGUUUUCAAUGCAAUGCCCACCAUAUGCUUUGGCUUCCAGUGUCAUGUCAGCUGUGUGCCAGUAUUCAACAGCAUGAGCAGGAAGGAGAUCAAGCCUUGGGGAGUUGUAGUUACACUCAGCAUGAUAAUCUGCCUCUUUGUUUACACAGGAACAGGCGUCUGUGGCUACCUGACGUUUGGCUCCGGUGUCAGUCAGGAUGUGCUGAUGUCGUACCCUCCUGAUGAUAUUGCUGUGGCCAUCGCCAGAGCCUUUAUUGUCAUAUGUGUCAUCACCUCCUACCCUAUUUUACACUUCUGUGGCAGGGCAGUGGUGGAAGGACUUUGGCUGCGUUUCCGAGGCGAGCAGGUGGAGGUAUGCGUGCGCCGUGAGCAGAGGAGGAGGAUUCUGCAGACCCUGGUGUGGUGCACCGUGACCCUCGUCCUCGCCCUCUUCAUCCCAGACAUUGGUCGAGUGAUCUCCCUGAUUGGAGGGCUGGCAGCCUGCUUCAUCUUCGUCUUCCCAGGGUUGUGUUUGAUGCAAGCCAAACUAUCAGAGACCGAUGACCGAUCUGCCAGCUGGCACGGACUGCUGAGCUUUGGCAUUGCCAUGGUUACCAUUGGAGCGUUCAUAUUUGGUCUCACUACAACCAACUCUAUCUAUCAAGACAUUGUGAGCUAAGAGGACAUUUUGAAUGUGAACAGUGUGUUCUUGUUACUAAAGAUGGGCGGAGUGUUUGGUCUGUGCUGCUAACAACUAGAAGAUAAAACUGAAGAAACCAACUCAUGAGACUCAUUUUAAAAAGAUAAUCAAACCAAAUCCAAACCAAGCCAAGACCUAUACGGCAUGCUACGUCCCUGUCUGUACCAAGUUAAGCGUCUUUUGCUCCCUCGCAUUACUCAAAGACGCCACCCAAAGCCAAGUGACUUCAUACACUCUACCUGUUUGUUGACUAUAAAGUUUACACAGCAUGUUCCAGAAUUUAUUUAUAAUGGUUUGGACUUUCAGUGAAAGCAGUUUGAGUCAUUCCACAGGGUCAAAGUGGCUUCCUCUCGUCUCUGGACAUUCCAAUGGAUUGGAGAUCAAGGACUAAGAAUCAUCCUUUAAAUAAUGAAGUCAGUGUGUCAUGAUGUUCCAGUUUGUCUACGUCAGCAUGCAUGUGAUAGUACUGAUCAUUGAACAUGGACACUCGCUGGUUCCCAGGUCUAAUUCAGGUCCAGACUUGCAGUUUAAUCAUUGAUACUUAUGUGACUGACUAUUAGACCGAGUGAUAGAUUUGCACAGUAAGAGACUUAUUAGCUGUAAGUUAACUGCAGGAGUUUGAGUUUGUUUUCUAUCAGUUAAAACCUGUACAUAAGUUUUUAAGACUUUCAACUACAUGAAUCAGGCAAAUUAGGGUUCUGAAGUUGGUUAUAAAGGAAUGCAGUGAUAAUGAAUUUACUAUUGGCAUGUUUGCAAAAGUACAAAUUGUAAACUGCUGAGUUGUUAAAAACGUGUGUGGGUUGUUGAAGACGAGCAGCCGCCGCCGCACACACCGGACUCCUGGACGAACGGUGCUCAGGGUGGUUUUGAUAAAUCUUUGUGAAUGUAUGAACAAACAGAACCUACAAAGAUGUUUUCAGUUUGCACAUAAUUUACAAAAAGUUGGUCCUGGUUCUCCAACUACACAGCUCAUGUCCACAGAGCAUCGGGUUUGAUUUACUUGAAUAAUAAAAAUUUGAAAUUCUUUUUUAUGCCACAUGCACAAGAUGUUAACUAGUGACACAAAUCAAGAUGUGUUUAGAGCUCAGAAAUGAAUUUAUUCAACUAAACUGCAGAUACUGCUGUGGUAUAUUCUGAAUACGGUAAAUGUUUAUAAUCACAUUGUGAUCAGAUUUCAUCUCUGGGUUUAGAUGUAAUUAGAUACAUCUAAAGGGAGAUUGAGGGAUUUUAUUAUUAAUGUGUUCAGACACAUUUAUCAUAACCAAGAAGGGAAAAAAAAGCUGCAGUCAAAGUAGGAACUCCAGCUUUGACAGCUACCAAACUUUAGAGCAUGUGAUGUUUAUUAUAUUUCUUUGUGAUACAAGGUGCUUUUAUGGUUUGGUGUUAAACCACUUGUGUAAUUUUUCUUUCUUAGCCUUUGUGGACAGCAGUUAGUGAUCACGAGUGGAUGUCAGCUGCAUUUAUGACUGGGUUUCCUCUGUGCUAAGCUGUAGCCUGCUCUCCACAAGUCACUUGUUAACCAGACACCUCAUCCCUCUUGAACUGAUCCAUUCUAACGUGACAGAGGUGCAUUGAAUAAUGAUUUAAUACAACCAAGGCAUGUGAAGAAACCUGACAAUCCAUGUGUAACUGGCAGUAAAACUUUAAUAAAAAACAUAGCAAAUGAAGUUGCAAUGCAAAUA
Molecule: messenger RNA, 3437 nt
Organism: Betta splendens (Siamese fighting fish)
Lineage: Eukaryota; Metazoa; Chordata; Actinopteri; Anabantiformes; Osphronemidae
Gene: slc38a7
Product: solute carrier family 38 member 7
Exons: 14
Coding region: 364-1734 (456 amino acids)
Biological process (GO): amino acid transmembrane transport
Molecular function (GO): L-leucine transmembrane transporter activity; L-serine transmembrane transporter activity; L-methionine transmembrane transporter activity
Source: RefSeq, a predicted model, not a curated record